Coregonus clupeaformis (lake whitefish) is the source of this 4634-nucleotide messenger RNA. Its product is annotated as RNA-binding protein 27. Gene Ontology annotation, cellular component: nucleus. Gene Ontology annotation, molecular function: metal ion binding; RNA binding. The record is from RefSeq and is a predicted model, not a curated record. NCBI's taxonomy places the organism in Eukaryota, Metazoa, Chordata, Actinopteri, Salmoniformes, Salmonidae. The transcript has 21 exons. Gene Ontology annotation, biological process: mRNA processing. Bases 138 to 3209 code for a protein of 1023 amino acids.
ACGUAAAGCAAUUCGUCCGACCUGCAAGGGAAGUGAUUAGUGAAGGCCUAAGCUUAAUAUACAUUUAUAGACGAUGAAAGUAGGAAUAUCACAACACACCUUGAACUUAUAGUCAUUAUUAUUAAGUCGUUUUCACGAUGAUCAUAGAAAAUGUGGAAGCUUUGAAGUCGUGGCUCGCAAAACUCCUGGAGCCAAUAUGUGAUGCUGACCCCUCUGCUUUAGCCAACUAUGUUGUGGCUUUGGUAAAGAAGGACAAACCUGAGAAAGAGCUGAAAGCACUUUGUGCAGAUCAACUGGAUGUCUUCUUACAAAAAGAAACCACCGGGUUUGUUGAUAAACUCUUUGAAUGUUUGACCACCAAAAACUACUUGGGUAAUCCACUUGCUAAGGAAGUUCCCAAGGAGGACACCAAACUCCCUGUGCUAAAACAGGAGGCUGUGGAGGCUGAAAAUGUAGAAGAGGAUAGGGGGGAUAAUAGGAGGAGAAGAAGUCCACUGAGAAACCGCUCUGACUUCAACGAAUCAAGGGGCCGCGAUGACCGCAGACGAGACGACCGCAAGCGGCGUGACAUGGACCGCCACGGUAAAAGCACAGAUUCCCACCGGGAGAGGCAUGACCGGCACGGAGGCAACUCUCGUGGGCGCAGCUACAGUCGCAGCAGGAGCCGCAGCCGAAGUGGGAGCCAUGGCAAGAGCAGGGACAAGGAGCACAACCGAGGGAGAGAUUACAGGUCAAAGUUUGAAGUGGAGAGGAAGGAGCCUGAGAGUUUCAACUCCACCUCUGGGUCCCUGGGCACCCAACAGCAGCAGCAACACCAGCAUCCUCCGCCUCUCCUGCCAACCCCCCAGCAGCACCCGUUCCCCUCCUCCGCUGGCCAAGCUGUCCCCAGCUCUGUUACCGUGGUAGCGCCUGCUCACCUGCCCGACAGCACCACGGAGAGCUGGUCUAAUUACUAUUCCAAUCACAGGGAGGGCAAGCCGUUCAGCAAGAGCACUUCAGUUAAGCACCGCUGUCGCGACUACGACGAGAAAGGUUUCUGUGUGCGUGGUGAUCUAUGUCCCUUUGACCACGGCAAUGAUCCUCUGAUUGUGGACGACGUCACGCUGCCUGCCAUGAUCCCGUUUCCCCCACCUGGCAUGCCACCACCGGCCCGUAUGGCCAUGCCACCCAUGACCGAGCCGCCCCCUGCCAUCAGGAUGCCCAUGCCCCCCCACGGCCAGCCGCCCCCACUGGGCAUCUUCCCUAUGCCUCCUCCUGGGUCCCUAUUAAUACCAGCAAGUGGGAUCGAUACUCCCAACCACUCAGGGACGAGUUCUGCCUCCUCUCUGGGACCGCCUGGAGUGGGACCACCUCCUCUUCCUCCACAACCUCCUCCUCCAUCUUCUUCCGUCUCUCUACACCCCCAAUAUUCUCAGUCAGAAUAUAAUUAUGACCCAGAGGGCUACAACCCAGAGUCUCCAGGCAUCACAGCAGCCAGCCGGCCCCAGUACAGGCAGUUCAUCCCCCGCAUCCAGACCCAGAGACCCAACCUGAUUGGCCUCACUUCCGGAGACGGCCAGGGAUCCAGAGCAGCUAACAUAGUGAUCCAGACAGAGCCGGCAGUGGCCAGUGUUCCCAGCAGUGUGUCCCGAUACAGCAACACAGAGCAGGAGAGCAGGAAGAGGCCCCUGGGGCCCAUAGAGGGCCCGCUGCCCAAAAAACCCUGGAUGGACAAGUCAAACUACCAGGCCAACAACCAACUCAACUUCCCCAACAACAAGCCCCAACACGGGGGCUUCCCCAAGAAGAAUCACUAUGUCAACACUAGGCUGGAAGUUCGCAAAAUCCCCCGAGAUCUCAACAACAUCACCAAAUUGAAUGAGCACUUUAGCAAGUUUGGUACCAUCGUAAAUAUUCAGGUGGUAUUUGGUGGCGACCCAGAGGCAGCUCUGAUCCAGUACACAGCCAACGAGGAGGCACGGCGGGCCAUCUCCAGCACUGAGGCGGUGCUCAACAACCGCUUCAUCCGUGUGUACUGGCACCGUGAGGCCAACACCCAGCAGCAGGGACAGGGCAUGGGUCAGGGGGACGGACCGAGCCAGAGCUCUGCCAUGGGGCAGCAGCAACCCAACGUCCACAAGCAGGUGAUAAAGCAGCACAGUCCCGGGGCCUAUGUGCUGAAUAAUAAGACGGUGCCCAAACAUUGCCAAGGUGUUGGGGCUGUGGCCGGGGGUAAACUGGCCGCCCUGCACCCCAGCGCAGACCCUGCAGUGGCACUCCUCUCCUCCUCUGGGGCCCUUCAGAAGGGACCCUACAUGUCCACAGUCCUCAAGGCAACGUCCAAGUCACUUGGUAAAACUGCCAAAGCACUUGAAGCACUGGAGGUCUUGAAAAAGAAGCAGGAGACAUUGAAGUUGCAACAGGACAUGAGGAAAAAGAAGCAGGAGAUGCUUGAGAAGCAGAUUGAAUGCCAGAAGGCUCUAAUCAAGAGACUUGAAAAGAACCGGGCCACAUUGAAGCCAGAGGAGAGGGCCAACCUUAUGAAGACUCUGAAGGAUCUGACUGACAAGAUCUCCCAGCUCCAGAACGAGAUGAACCCAGCUUCCCACUCAACAGCCCAGUCCAAGACCAAGAUAGAUAAACAAAAGGAGCUUCUGGAUGCAGAGCUUGAUUUCCACAAGAAGAUGAGUUCUGGAGAGGACACGACAGACCUGAAGCGGAAACUGGGUCAGCUGCAGGUUGAGGCCAUUCGGUUGGGCUUGAUACCGACCGGGCGGGGGAAGGUGGACGAUCCAGUAGGCGUCAGGGGCAGGGGCCGAGGAAGGGGCAGGGGACGGGGACGCAGAGGAGGGGGCAAUCUCAUGGUGGUGGACCACAGGCCCCGGGCCAUCGCCAUCAUGGGAGUCACACAGGAAGAGAAGGAGGAGCUGAUGCCUCACUUUGUGAAAUUUGGUGAGAUAGAGGAGCUCCAUGAUCAGGAUGCUACCAGCGUUGUCAUGACGUUCAAGACCCGGAGUGAAGCUGAGAAUGCUGCAAACCAAGGAGCAAAGUUCAAAGGUCGCAUUCUACAGAUUUCAUGGCACAAGCCGAAGACUCCAUCCGUGUCCACAGAACCUGAGGAGUCGUCGUUGAAGGAUGAGGCCAAUAAGGAGGAAGUCAGCCCCUACCUGCUUAUGGAGGAAGACGACGAUGAGGAUGACGAGUACGAGAGUCGUUCAUGGAGGCGAUGAAGGCAAUACGAACUUCACACUUUUUCAUGGGAGUGACUUUAUUUUUUGACAACUAAUUCAAGCCGAUUUGACGAAAUCACUUGUUAUUUUUUAGCGAUUUCCAGUAUUUUGAGACUGAAGAAUGAAGGACUCUUAUGAGAGAAAGCAGUUACUUUAAUGAUAUGUGUGAAGCUUGAAAAGGUAGACUGUUUUGUAUGUCUUCAAACAUCUGAAUAAUUAUACGAAUCUCACUUUUGCGGAGAUAAAAAUCGAAACCGUUAUAAAUAGGAGAUGUAUGUAUGUUUCGAUGUGGUUACUAGAUAAUAUCAGUAACGCACAACAUUUGUGACUACUGUGAAUAGCUAGGUAUUUUUAUAUAUAUUUAAGAUAUGGUUUCCUUCUCCCUCGUUUGGCUAAUGUUGUCUAUAAUUUUGAGGCUCAAGGUCCUCAGUCCAGGGAUGGGCCACGCCACCGUCUUGUUCUACAGCAGAGAUCACUAAGUUUACAGAAUGCAUUAGCGUCACCUGUUGAAAUGCCCUUGCAAAUUAGAUACAACCUCCAUCUUGAAUUCAGAGAUACAAUUGAUAUUCCCAUGAGUAUUUUGUUGUCGACUAAAUGUGUGGUGCCACUUUAUGUACAUAAGAACACCAAGACUAUUACGCACUUUUGAGAUGGUGUGUAACAACUCUCUGUUUUCUCUUUUCCCAAGUCAUCUCGUCUUAGUCAUCUGAGACCAAAGACAUCUUUGGAUGAGGAGCUAGUCAUCUAUUGUCAAACGUGUUGGAGAUCUGUAGACAAUGGUGUUUGAAUGUGUACUGAACAUUUGAUUUAUAUAUAAUUUUGCCUUACAUAAUCAGCAGAAUGCUGAAUUUUUACUAGGUUUGUUAUUUUCUUUUGUACAUUUUGUAAAUGUUUGCAAUAGGAUUUACUUUGUUGAUACUUUUUUUCAAUUUUUAGUCAUUUGAAUGAAUGUUGAAAUUGUCAGGAAAAGAGGUCCCAUAUUAUUUUCAAGCAGGAGUACUUACUCUGCUUAUUUAACGUAGGUUUGUUUUUAACCAACCCUUGUGGCGGCACUUCACAUAACAUAAAGACACAUUCUUACCAACUCAUCUCUGCCAGGAUUAAUCUUCAAGGAAAAUGAAUGGUUUGGAGAGAGUUGUCAAAUAACCAGUCAUUUGUAACAUAUUGAUUGUUUCCAUACACAGUUUCUGAUCUUAUUUUACAUUCAUCAGCAGAUAAUCCAUUUCGAUGUAAGCGAGGCACCUAAUGUUAAUGAGUGAGGAGCUCCCCAUACCGCCCUGCAAGUGGAGAAAUGUUGGUGGCUCUGAAUGUGCUAACAUCAACUCUUGUAUGUAUGUGUAUAAUUGAUGAAAAAAGCUAUAUUUGUAUUAUUUGUCCUGACAUACUGUAUUUACAUUUCUUAAAGAGAGUGAGAACUGACAUUUG